AGAGCAGAGAAGAGCACUUUUGGAUUGCAUAAAUGGGAAUGGCAUCGGGAAACAAAGGUCAGCGGUGAUAAGGAUGCACAUCGAGGGUCACCCCAGCAAUCCGCUUGCGAAGUCAGCCUGCAGCUAGCCCUCGGUACAGAGUGACAUUGGAGCAGUCCAAACACCGUCAAUACUGAUAAGAAGUACGAAUUCGGAGAACGGAGAACAAGUUAAAUAGGCGCCGUGGAGAGACGCACGCUCAGUUGGCAAGCGACCGCGGAUCAAAACAGACGUACGAAUAAACAGAUGAAUGAGGAAGAGUGCAAGAAACGGGUUAGGAAACGUUAACACUCAACGGUCAGCGAUCUUUGGCAUCAUCAUCAUCUGCAAUCUCAUCGGAGAUCGGAGGCGUCUUUAGGCAUCGGAAUCCAAAUCUGAGCAGUUUCAAGGGCACGUCGGUUGCGUCUAGCCAAUCUGAAUCACUAAUCGGGGCAUCUCUACGAUAAUCACCUGUAAAACAGGAUGGCCCCACCCACAGUUUUGGUCACCGGAGGAGCCGGCUACAUUGGUUCCCACACGGUUCUGGAGAUGCUCAAUGCGGGCUACAACGUCAUCUGCGUGGAUAACCUUUGCAACGCCUACAGCAGCGGAGCCAAACUACCCGAGGCCUUGAGCCGGGUACAGGAAAUCACCGGAAAGAAGGUCCACUUCUACAGAGUGGACAUCACGGACAGGGAGCAAGUGCGCUCAGUUUUCCAGGAGCAUAAAAUCGACAUGGUGGCCCACUUCGCCGCGCUGAAGGCCGUUGGUGAGUCCUGCCGCAUUCCUCUGCAGUACUACCACAACAACAUGACCGGCACCAACGUCCUGCUUGAGGCGAUGGCCGACAACAAUGUGUUUAAGUUCGUGUACAGCUCCAGCGCCACUGUCUACGGAGAACCCAAGUUCUUGCCCGUGACUGAGGAGCAUCCCACUGGCAACUGCACAUCGCCUUACGGCAAGACCAAGUACUUCACCGAGGAAAUUCUCAAGGAUCUGUGCAAGUCAGAUAAGCGUUGGGCCGUGGUUUCCCUGCGCUACUUCAACCCGGUGGGAGCUCAUAUCAGCGGACGGAUUGGCGAGGAUCCUAAUGGCGAGCCCAACAACCUGAUGCCCUAUAUCGCCCAGGUGGCCGUGGGCCGACGUCCCAGUCUAAGUGUGUACGGCAGCGACUUUCCCACGCACGAUGGCACUGGAGUGCGUGACUAUAUCCAUAUCGUCGACCUGGCCGAGGGACAUGUGAAGGCACUUGACAAGCUGCGCAACAUUGCGGAGACGGGCUUCUUUGCCUAUAACUUGGGCACUGGCGUAGGAUACUCUGUGCUGGAUAUGGUGAAAGCCUUUGAGAAGGCAUCUGGCAAGAAAGUUAACUACACGCUGGUGGAUCGGCGCUCUGGAGAUGUGGCCACUUGCUAUGCGGACGCCACGUUAGCGGAUAAAAAACUGGGCUGGAAGGCCGUGCGAGGUAUCGAUAAGAUGUGCGAGGACACGUGGCGCUGGCAGAGCCAAAACCCCAAUGGAUAUGCCAACAAGUAGUUUUGCCUCGUUUCUGCCUAUCCGAAAGUUCCUGAGUUACUACACCUGAAGGCUCAGGGAGCAAUUUUAAUUUGCCUGUAGUUGUGUAUAUUUCUUUCAAAAAUCUGUGUAGUACCCCCUCUUUUCGAUGUGUGCAAGUGUGUGAAUGUAAAUCCAAAGUACUUUGUAAUUAAAAAGGCUUUUAGCUGUUGUCAUGUAA
Molecule: messenger RNA, 1753 nt
Organism: Drosophila eugracilis
Lineage: Eukaryota; Metazoa; Arthropoda; Insecta; Diptera; Drosophilidae
Gene: Gale
Product: UDP-glucose 4-epimerase
Exons: 4
Coding region: 502-1554 (350 amino acids)
Biological process (GO): beta-D-galactose catabolic process via UDP-galactose, Leloir pathway
Cellular component (GO): cytosol
Molecular function (GO): UDP-glucose 4-epimerase activity
Source: RefSeq, a predicted model, not a curated record